AUGGAGAGUCUUGCAAACGAUGCCUUUGAGUUCUUGAUUUGCAUGCACUCUGCACUGCUUCCCGUAAGGGAGUAUCGGCGAACAAGCUUCUAUUUAGUGUCUGUUAGAGGCAGCGAUGUGGGAUUGAGAACUUGGCGAGAGCCCAAGCAGUCCUCCUACACAAAUAUACCACAACACGCUUCUAUAUUCCGCGUUCCACCCGCAUUGGAUCAUGCUCUUGGUGUGGUAGAUAGGCACAUCCCAAGGAAGGACCACAUCUUUGUGAUUUUUAAUUUGAAAAGUAUCUUGACAUACAUGAGCAAAAGAGGCUUCAAUUCAUCUUCAUCUCCUCGUGGUGCUUCUUUGAGCAGAGGACAUAAGAAAAGAAUUUGUAGUGCUAGAAGGAAACACUACUCUGGGGAUAAUCACGUGAUGCACCACUCCCUAAGGGUUAAUCGAGACUCACACCUCAAACGACAUUCCAAGAGUGGUGCCUAUAUUGAAGCUUUAGGAGAUGUGAAUGUUGAUUUGAUUCACGAUUUGAUCCCUCAGCACGAGGAAUGUUUGAACACCAAGCUGGCUAUUGAGACACAACUUACAGAUAUUGCUAAAGAGAUUGACAACUUGGAUGUCAAAGAUGCUAUCAUCAAAGAAGCACAAGAGAGAGUUCAUCAGAUGCGGGAAGAGCAUGAAGCUAAGAAAACAUCCUUUAAUAUGCAAAAGAUGAACUUGGAAGUUUCUUCGGAGCAUCAAAAUCAACAAGUAGCACAGCUUCAAGAAUCCAGAAUUGAUGCUAAAGAAAAUCUACUUCCCCAGAUCGGGACCACUCGACGGUCAUUGAAGGCUCAAAAGCAAGAAAUUCACCAUCUAAUCAAUUCUAUAUUUUCUUCUUGUAGCAAGCUCUAA
Prunus armeniaca (apricot) is the source of this 885-nucleotide messenger RNA. The record is from the annotation of a GenBank genome assembly. NCBI's taxonomy places the organism in Eukaryota, Viridiplantae, Streptophyta, Magnoliopsida, Rosales, Rosaceae.